This is a messenger RNA of Vollenhovia emeryi, 741 nucleotides long. Its product is annotated as tRNA dimethylallyltransferase 9-like. Lineage: Eukaryota; Metazoa; Arthropoda; Insecta; Hymenoptera; Formicidae. The coding region runs from base 1 to 741 and encodes 246 amino acids. Gene Ontology annotation, biological process: tRNA modification. The record is from RefSeq and is a predicted model, not a curated record. The transcript is spliced from 2 exons. Gene Ontology annotation, molecular function: tRNA dimethylallyltransferase activity.
AUGAAAAAUAAUAUAGUAAUCAUUACAGGAAUUACAGCUUCAGCAAAAGAAAAUUAUUCUGUGGGUCUGUGGUUAGAGGAUUUGAAGAAGGAAGUCAAUAACGCGCUGGAAAAUUCACAAAUACCUGUCAUCACUGGAGGAAGCGGGCUUUACAUCAGCAGUUUAAUCAAAGGCUUAUCAUCAAUGCCACAAAUAAGUCAGAAAGUGAGAAAAAACGUAAGUGAGCUCAGGAAAAAUUUAAGUAAAGAGGAGUUCUAUAAAUUAGUAUUAAGCAAAGACUCAAAAGUUCAAGAUAAAAUCUGUAUUAAUGACUCGCACCGUCUUUCAAGAGCACUUGAAGUUAUCACUGAAACUGGUAAGACAAUCUUUGUAUGGCAAGAAAAUAGACAGCCUCCUUUAUUCGAUAAUUUUAAGAUAUAUACAAUUUUGCCUAAACGUGAGGAUGUAUACCAAAAAAUAAAUUCUCGUUUUAUCAAAAUGAUCGAAAAUGGAGCAAUUGAUGAAGUAAAAAAGCUACUUAGUAUGAACUUAGCUCCACAUUUGCCAGCUAUGAAAGCACAUGGAGUGCCAGAAAUUGUAAAGUAUUUGAAAGGUGAGAUUACUUUAGACGAAGCGAUACAGAUUGCUCAAACAAACACAAGACACUACGCAAAACGCCAGUACACUUGGUUUAAAAACCAGUUCCCAAGUUCUGAAGUAAUUGAUUGUGCAAAUGAGCUAACAGCGCUUGAAAUAUUUUAA